GAGCGUCAUGUGGCUGUCAGGGCUGCACAUCCCGGAGUCCUACCUCACGGCGCUCGUCCAAGCCACCUGCAGGAAGAACGGCUGGCCGCUCGACCGCUCCACUUUAUACACCCAAGUCACCAAAUACCGGACCGCCGACGAGGUCACAGAGCGGCCAGGACAAGGGUGUUUUGUCUCCGGCCUGUACCUGGAGGGGGCCGACUGGGACCUGGACAACGGCUGCCUCACCCGCAGCAAGCCCAAAGUGCUGGUGGUGGAUUUGCCCAUCCUGAAGAUCAUCCCCAUUGAGGCCCACCGGCUCAAGCUGCAGAACACUUUCCGGACGCCAGUCUACACGACCUCCAUGCGGAGAAACGCUAUGGGAGUUGGAUUGGUAUUUGAAGCCGAUCUGUUUACCACAAGGCAUCUCUCUCACUGGGUCCUCCAAGGGGUUUGCCUCACCUUAAAUGCCGAUUGAGCCUCGGUGCAGCCAUGCCGUAGCUCCGUUAACCAAUUUUUUGGGAAAGAGGCGAAGAAAGAAGACAGUUGAAAAACCCAG
Messenger RNA from Notechis scutatus (mainland tiger snake), 538 nucleotides. The record is from RefSeq and is a predicted model, not a curated record. NCBI's taxonomy places the organism in Eukaryota, Metazoa, Chordata, Lepidosauria, Squamata, Elapidae.